AUGGCCCCUACUUCGCAACCCACCUGGCUGACGCCGAUCCCUACCAAGCGUAGCCUCUUCCGUCGGGACAUCAAUGACGGCUCACUCGUCAGUCUGAUCAUCACGGCCAUAAUUCUGUCCAUCCUCGUCGUCGGCAUCAUCAUCUACCUCUUCCGCAAGACCUGGAGCAAAAUGGUCGAGCCACGACUCAGCCGAAGCAGCAACACAAACAGCGCAAAAGUCAGCUACAAGCUCCCUUCUCUGCGGCCAAGCCUCAGCAGCACCAAGAGCUCGCCCGUUCUGCCCACCUAUCGCCAGAGCAUGCGAGCCAGGUCGUGCAGCGACGCUCUAUGGUCUGAGAAGCUAGACCACGAGGUCGACUACUUCUCCUCCACGGAUGGCAGCAGCAGCCACGACGAGACAGCCUACCUGCCCCGCUACUCUUCGCGGAAGACAUCGUCGGCAUCGUCGCUGUCGCUAUCACGACGACAUUGCCUGUCCCUCUCCCUCACCACCUCUCCGGCUUUCCAGCCGUUGGACAUGUUGCCUAUCUACGAGGGGACGGAAUCUGCCGCUGCGUCCCCAGUGUUGGGCCACGAAGCACGCCCUCUCGCGCCUCGACGCUCGCUAUCCGAGACGCAGAUACAGCGACCUAUGUCGGUACCUGCGAAGUCGCGGCCAUUGGGUAGCCACCCAGUCAACAACGACGACAAGAAUGCCACCUCAAUACACCGAUGCAGCGGUUCCUUCGAUGCUGCUGGGCGAGACAUGCUCCGCCGACAACGGAGUGCAGGGCGCUUAGAGCAGGUGGAUUUGAUCUGA
This is a messenger RNA of Cyphellophora attinorum, 801 nucleotides long. RefSeq lists its product as uncharacterized. NCBI's taxonomy places the organism in Eukaryota, Fungi, Ascomycota, Eurotiomycetes, Chaetothyriales, Cyphellophoraceae. Bases 1 to 801 code for a protein of 266 amino acids. The record is from RefSeq and is a predicted model, not a curated record. The transcript has a single exon.